Messenger RNA from Acanthopagrus latus (yellowfin seabream), 3645 nucleotides. RefSeq names its product PHD finger protein 24 (gene phf24). The record is from RefSeq and is a predicted model, not a curated record. The transcript is spliced from 9 exons. NCBI's taxonomy places the organism in Eukaryota, Metazoa, Chordata, Actinopteri, Spariformes, Sparidae. The coding region runs from base 818 to 2080 and encodes 420 amino acids.
CACACAUAUGCUAAAAUUCUCACUCCAGGCUACACACUUGCUGUGAACGCCCCCCCCCCUCCAUCUCUCCCUCUGAUGCCAACAUAUGUGCCUCAAACGGGAUUUAAACCUCGGAGCUGCACACACCCGUUUUCUCCAAAACAGAUCCCCGCGUGAAACAAUUGGCUGCUGAGGAGGAGGGCAUCUUCUACCGACGUCAUGAUCUUUGCCUGCAGGGUCCUGACGGAGCCCCCUUGACCGAGUUAUUAACCCUAAAUGAUCGCAGGGGGCUCUCGGUAGGAGGGAGGUGGAGGAGGAUGUGAUGAUUAUAAAUCGGCGAUUUAACUUCAGCGGCCGUCUGUGAGCGCACAAGGUCUCCUCUGCUGCCGGCGGGCUGCUGUAGUGAGGGAGCAGCUCAGCGAGGAGGAGGAGGAGGAGGAGGAGGAGGGUGGAGAGAGAGAGAGAGAGAGAGAGAGAGAGAGAGAGAGAGAGAGAGAGGGGAAAAAAAAGAAAAGAUUUCAGCACUGGAGCUGUCCGCGCCUCCUGGAGAAGUCUCUAUCUGCUGCCAAGCUCUGCCACGCUGCUUCCGACUGUAAAUUUUCUCCGAAAGGGGGAAGGAAGGAAUAAUAAAAGUGCCCCUGCCAUCCAUCUGUGAGCGGAACGGGACCAGAACCAGGACCAGAACCAGGACCAGGACCAGAGCCGGGACCGGGACCAGGACCGGGGCGCGCACGCACUUCAUUCGAGCAGAGUGUUGCCAUGCUGGACGGCCGGGCUUGAGACAAGGGAAAGGACAAAGUCACCAGCAGACAGCAGCCUCCUCUUCACUCUCGACGCCAUGGGAGUGCUCAUGUCAAAGAAGCAGCAGGUGGAGAAGGUGCAGAAAGCCACAGCUGUCGUCUCUGCCUUCCAGGCGGGCAUUAAGGACCGCCAGGUCGCGGCCAAACAGGCAGAAGCAGAUGCGGAGGAGAGCGAGGGCCCUGCCAAACCACCGGCCAAUGCUGACGAGAAGACCACUGAGGAAGCUGAGCAAGAAGAGACAGACAAUAGCGCGGGUCCGUCAACCUCCCAGCAGGCCUCGGCGUCAGCCAAGGAUGAGUGUAAGGUCAACCAGGAGGCUUGGUCGAGGUUACGGGACGGGAAAGGAGUGGAGCCUGAGGACCUCGACAAGAGCCACCAGCUCACGCCGCCAGCGUUCGUGCGGCCCAAAAGGGAAGCUGACGAUGACCAGCCUGUGGAGGUGGAGCUGGAAAAGAAAGAACAGCCCACGAGUGACGAGAUGUGUGACGUGUGCGAGGUGUGGACCGCCGACGACCUGUACCCCUGCCGGAUCUGCACGCGGGUGUUCCACGACGGCUGCCUGAGGGAGCUGGGCUACCUGCGUGCCGAGGCCCUGCAGGAGAUGAGAGAUACAGCCCACACCGUUACUGGCUGGAGCUGCUACUAUUGUGAUAAUCUGAAUCUGCUCCUGACGGAGGAGGAGAUGUACAGCCUCAUGGAGACCUUCAAGCAGUGCAAGAUCAUACCAGAGUCAUGCCUGGUGUCAGAUGAGCUGCUGCAGUACCGCCACUUUGCGUCCAAGCAGCUGUUCGAUAAGGACCUGACUGACGAGCAAGAGGAGGAGGUCCUGGCCCAGUUUGCAGCGCUGGAUCCUGAGAAGAAGGGUCAAAUCGAAUGGUCGGACUUCCUCUACUAUGAGUCCCUGGCAGUGUUGAGGAAGUUACGCUCAGAGAACUCACUGGUUCGUCUGCUGACUGGUAAGGAGAGAGACAAGGCACGGUCAGUGUUCCUGGGUCUGGCCCUGGAUAAAGACGGCGUGAUCUCGAGGGCAGAAUGCCGCCAGGCCCAGCAGUCCUGGUUCCAGAAGCUCAACAAGGACUCGCAGUCUUGCAAUGUGAGACUCAUGGGACUCUGCUCUCCUAUGAAUUGUGGUAUUAGUCACGUGGGCCCCAUAUGUGAGAGCAGCCCAGCCAGCUCUGGCAGUGAAAGGAGCAACGAAAGCAGGCCGGUGACCUGGGCGGACUUUUUAAAGGAGAGUGCCAUCUACAUUCUGGCUGCGCGCCCCAAUAGCUCUGCCAUGCACAUCCGCCUGCCUCUAUAGUCCAGGAGCCCUCCGCUGCACCCCUGCAGAGAGAGGGAGAGAGAGCUAGAGGAUGCGCCCCACUGUCAACAGAUGAGCGGAGGAAGACGGACGCGAUGACACGACGACACGAGCAAAGGCAACCGAGCGAACCCCGGACGGAGCGCUGAGAGACAGCAGAUCAAGCCAUCGACAGAAUCUCUCCUCCUCUGCGUCACCUCGAGAAAAAAAAAACAAAACAAAAACACACCCACAACACUGACAACACACAACGCUGACUGACACACUGACGAUGCAAGUGACAGCGGCUGUCACAGGUUCCCGACUUCCCCCCCCCCCCCCCAAAAAAAAACAAAAAAAAAAACCCGACAGCUUCCCACAAAUGUGAGGGAUAGGACAAGGGUGACAACCCACCCACUCGCGACUAGUCAGUCAGGGAUAUUUCUAAAAGUUUUUGGGUUUAUAGUUCGUGCAUACAAUCAGACAAGCUCCUAGGACGCUCACACUCUGUACUAAAUGACACUACGCUCCACGCUGCCCCCCCCCAGCUUCAUAACGCGACCUCUCUGUGUGGGUACACAUUACUGUGACUGGCUGCUACUCUUUCAAGUAUUCACUCCUUUGGGCCUCAUGAUGUCCUAAUAAUAGUUCCGUCAUGCUACUGUAAUGGGAUUGUGUUAUUCACCGUCAGAGUUGUUAAUUACACUACACGGAGGCACAUGCAGAUUCAUUAUUGGUACUCUUUUGACGACUGGAUAGGCUUUUUUAAAAUUUUAAUUAUUUUUUUUUAUUUUGUGGGAGGAGAUUUAACCCUGCAGCUGCCACUAGCGGAACAUAUACCAAACAGGAAUGAAGGCUAUCUGCAUACGUAAUAUUAUAUGGGAACUGCUAUUCACACUGGUAUGAAUUGUUGUAAUGCAUAAAAAAAAAAAAAACGCUGUAUUUAUUCCUGUAUCCUCUAAUAUAUCCUCUGUUUACCCCCCUCCUUCCCCUCAUUCUAUAUCCUCUGUUCUCCCCCAUUCUCAUUCAAGAAUCAGUGUUCUUCUGACGUACUAACUGUGAAAAGGGAUGUGAAGUGAAUGUUAAUGAAAGCUAACCUUGUAGGCGAUGUGUAUAUACUGCCAUAUAGUGAAUUUUGUUCCUGUCGUGCUCAGAGCUGCACCUGGAGGAAGGUGGAAACACCCGCCCCCUCUGCUCAAGUGUCAUUAUUUUCACUGUGGAAAUGAGAUGGAGAUGGGCGACCGUGCGACAUAACCGCUGUAAUGAAUUGCCGAGAGGCCAUGGGAGACAUGGUGCAGGCGUUUGUCCUUUUUUUUUUUUUUGUUAAUAGGCAAAGAAAAUGAGAGGGGGGAAUUCUAUGAAGUUACAGGCUACACAACAAUGUAAAUGCACAUGAAACUGCUCGUAGACUCACUGGAAACAUACUGUAACAAAUAGAACUUCAUGUAGUGUUUAUGCCAUGUGAGGCAGGGUCGAUGCCAGGUCCUCUUAGUGAAUAAAGUAUGGUGAUGACAUGAAUCUUGACUGCCUUGAAGGGAUGUGUCACAGCGCUGAAAUAAAUGCAUGGCAUUUACUCUACUUCUUCA